AUGGGCGACUCGGCACAGGACCUUUUGCUUCAAAUUUCAUCCGACACCCCGGUUCUAGUGGUCAUAUCAAACGGAAUUGAGCCGCCGCACCUUCCUCCGGGGGAGCUUCUACAUACCGAGGCCACAAUCCCCGAGAUCUUUUUCAAGUCCCUCAAAGAGGCCACGGAUCUGAUUAUCACCAGUCUAGCUCAACCAGAAUUUUGCCUCGUUGCUCUACCGAUCUCGAUGUUACACCCCUCUGCCAUUGGCCGGCUUAUGCACAGUCUGAUUGGCUUCCUGAAACAUCGCUACUCUGUGCACUUGAAGGUAAUCACCUAUACACAACGAUCUUCGCUUUGCCGCGUCCUUCUUUUGAUCCUUGCACCAACAGCAAUCGAUCAUCGAUGGCUUGGGAAAGGUGCUGCUGCUCUUUCAGUUCCGGAACUUCUUCCUGGGUUAGACGAUGACGCUGGUCCACCUGUUACCCGGCUGGCGCGUAACAAAGGGUUUGCGUCGCCAUCUCUGGAAAUUUUCGAGGAGCGUGAUCGGCCUCUCGUUGAUGCAGCAUCACCACCCCUUAUCAUGCAGAUUGCAGGUGAAAUGAUCCACUGUGCCACACUUCGGAGGUGUUCCUUAAAGAAGCGUCAUAGAAGUUCUAGCCCCCCCACAACUCGACUCGAGGUCAAAAAGAUCCAAGCGGUCCAUUGA
This is a messenger RNA of Penicillium manginii, 687 nucleotides long. RefSeq lists its product as uncharacterized. Lineage: Eukaryota; Fungi; Ascomycota; Eurotiomycetes; Eurotiales; Aspergillaceae. The record is from RefSeq and is a predicted model, not a curated record. Bases 1 to 687 code for a protein of 228 amino acids. The transcript has a single exon.